AUGCCGUCUAAGAAAAGUAAGGGCUCAAAAGACAAGAAGGGCUCCAAAGGCUCAAAGGGCUCCAAGGGUUCCAAAGGAAAUGUCGUCGAGCCACAAGAAGAGGAGGAGUUGGUCGUCCCCGUACCGGAGGGCAUUAUGCAUAGACGGCUGCGGUUCCUGUUGGAAACUACGCUUAAGACAGAUGUUGACUUCAUAGUCGGUCCAACUGGCAACGAAACCACCAUCAAGGCCCAUAAGUGCAUGCUGGCUGCGGAAAGCCCUAUCUUUGAAAAGCUCUUCCAAGACUGCGAUGAUUGGAAGGAUGAACAGGUCAGAAAACGAGAGGCGGAAAACCAAGCUGCUCGCGAAGCCGACGCUCAAAUGGAAGCUGCACUGGCACAGGAAGCAGCAGCUAGAGGGGGAAACUCGAAGGGCAGUCCCAAGUCCAAGGGGAAGGGAAAGGGAAGCAAGGGGAGUGGUUCGCCUAAGAAGGGCUCUCCCAAGGACAAAUCAAAAUCCCCCAAGGACAAGGGUUCCAAAGGAAAGGGCUCACCCGGGAAAUCCAAGGGUAGCUCGAAGAAGAGUCCAAAAGGUGGAGCGGCACCUGAAGCGCCGGCCUUGGAUAUUACCUUCUUUAAGGACGAAGUUAUUGGAGCAGAUACAAUUCGUGUUCAGGAUUAUCUUCUUGUUUCUCGUGCCAGCGUCAACUCAAUUCAAAGGACGGGUUUUACCCAAAUUGCCUUCAAAGGUUACGUAAACCAUAGUCCAUGGUACAUUUACUAUGACGAGAUGACCUUCACCGGCGUCGUCGGUACCAUUAGAACCCUGUAUGCGGCCAGAAAGUACUGCUUCUAUGACCUAGCCCGGGCUUGCGUAAACUACUUGGAGAACAAUGUUUGCAUCGAGCAUAUCUUCCGGUUACUGCAGGCUGCAGUGGACUUCCACGAGGACCGUUUGAAGGACCUUUGUAUGCGCCUAAUCAUCAACGACACCUUUGAGGUGAUAAAGAAGGAGGAGUUUAAGGACAUAAAGAAGGAAUUGGUAAUCAUGAUUCUUGAGCAGGAUGUACUCAACGCACGUGAAAUCGAAAUCUUUGACCAGGUGAUGCAUUGGGCCGAAAAUGAGUGCGAUCGUCUGAAGAUACCCGUCACCGCAAUGAAUCAGAGAAUUGCCCUCGGAAAUCAUAAUUUUGCCCUUAUUCGGUUUCCAACCAUUCUAGCCCACGAAUUCGCAACACAUGUUGUCGAGAGCGGAGCCCUGAGAACGGAGGAAAUAAUCCCUAUUCUACAAUACUACAUUACGGGUGAGUGGCUUUUUCUCCUGUUCAAAGCACUGAUAGAUGUCAACAAACACGCUCUCGAAAAAGUAGUUAUAGUGACACCCUACAACUACCCUUUGUGGGGGGGG
Messenger RNA from Dibothriocephalus latus, 1386 nucleotides. Lineage: Eukaryota; Metazoa; Platyhelminthes; Cestoda; Diphyllobothriidea; Diphyllobothriidae. The record is from the annotation of a GenBank genome assembly.